Messenger RNA from Plasmodium malariae, 2643 nucleotides. Its product is annotated as nucleolar protein Nop52, putative. Gene Ontology annotation, biological process: rRNA processing. The transcript is spliced from 3 exons. Gene Ontology annotation, cellular component: preribosome, small subunit precursor. Bases 1 to 2643 code for a protein of 880 amino acids. The record is from RefSeq and is a predicted model, not a curated record. NCBI's taxonomy places the organism in Eukaryota, Apicomplexa, Aconoidasida, Haemosporida, Plasmodiidae.
AUGAAGAAUGCCGAACUGCAAUUAAUAUUUGUUAAGUUAAGUCAUGUUAUCAAAGAGACGAGGGAUGAAGGGAUUGAUAUCCUCUAUAAGUACGUAACAGACAAAAGGGAAUCUCUUAAUGUACGCAAAGUGGCAUAUAUAUGUAAAGGCUUGUUUUACUAUUAUUGGUUAUGUUAUUCUAUGGAUGAGCAGAGAGUAGCGGCUGUGAAAAUAUGUAAGUUAGUACAUACAUUUGAUGGAAAAGAGAAAGAUGAUGAAAAGGUUCAAGUGUUUUUAUUUGUAAAAUGUUUUUUAAGUAUUAUGUCAAAGAAAUAUGAAACAUUGGAUUAUUACCGAUUGAAUAAAUUUUUAUUUUUAUUUCGAGUUUUUCAAGCUGAGUGUUUAAUAUUUUUACAUAGCUAUGGAUGGAAUUGUAAUUAUAUUAAAAUGUAUAACAAAAUAAUUUUAAAGACUUUUGAUGAUAAGAAUGAUGUUUUUUAUAAUUACAUAGACACAUUUUUUAAGGAAUUUAUUGCAAAUGAUAAUUUUUUAGAAAGUAAAAAUAAAAAAAAAUCGUAUACCACAAAGCAGUUUUUAUUAAUAGUUGAUCCCUUUUUUAAAAUUGUAUGUAGGACUGAGAAGAAAUACAUUAUUGAUGUAAUUCAAAAAAAAAUUUUUUGUAUUAUACUUAAAAUGCCAAAUGUUAAGAUAGGUAUAUUACAGAAAAAAAUAAGCAAAUAUAUAUCGAAAUGUAAGAACAGCUAUGGUACCAAAAUUUUAAAAGGUUUUUACAAUUUAUCUGUUACUUCGAAGAAAGCAAACAAGUUGAUAUGUAAAAACAAAACACCUGUUUUUAUUUCAGAUUAUUCAGAAAAUAGUUAUGAACAAAAAAUGAGCCAUUAUAACAUUAUAGCUAGAAGAAAUGCUAUAAAAUGCUUGCAAAAAGAACAGGCGGAAAGUAAAAAAUCAUUUAGUAUAAAUGAAAAUAAAGAAAAGGAAAACAUGGUGCAGUUAGGAAUGGUAAGACACGGUGAAGUUAAGGAGAGGGACGAUGAACUCGAUUCUGUGAAGGGGGAAAUUGGUACUAUGAAGGACGAAGUGGGUUCUAUAAGGGGUGAUGUUGGUACUUUGAAGGAUGAAGUGGGUUCUAUAAGGGAUGACAUUGUUACUUUGAGGGGGGAAGUGGAUUUCGAUAAAGAUGACAUGGAUUCCAUGAGGGGUGAAGCUGGUUCUGAGAAGGAUGACUUGGAUUCGAUGAGGUGUGAAAUGGGUUCUAUGAAGAAUGACUUGGAUUCGAUGAGGUGUGAAAUGGGUUCUAUGAAGAAUGACUUGGAUUUUUUGCAAGAUGAAGUUGUUUCUGUACGGGCUGUAGCAGGUUCAGAGGAGGAGAAAGUUGUCACUAAGGAGAAUGAAGUUGCUUGUAAGAGUUCAGAUGAUAUUUGUGAAGUUAUUAGUAGAAAAAAAAGGAGUGGUAGGGAAGUUAAUUGCAUACAAAAAAAAAAAAAAGACUCGGGCGAAAAAAGUGAUAAUAUAGAGAUGGGAAAAAAAAAAAAAAGAAAAACUAAAAAAGGGAAGAAAAAAGGGAAGAAAAAAGGGAAGGAAAAAGGGAAGGAAAAUAUUAAGGAACAUGUUAAGGUAAAGGCGAAGCAAAAUAUGAAUGAAAAUGUGAAGAGAAAUGUGAACAAUUUUUACAUAUGUAAUAAGAGUACAGUGAAAAAAUGCAAGAAGAGUAUUGAGAAAAAAAAAAAAGAAAAUACGAAGAAACUGAAUAAUAAGAAGAAUGCAUAUUGUGAAGAGGAAGGUGAACCAAAUUUAAGUAUUUUAGAUAGUAUUAAUAGAAGUAGGAAAUCUUUUGUAGGUAGCAUUAUUAUUGAGAAUGAUAAAGAAACAGACUUACCUAUUUAUUCCAUUAAUCCAUCUGACUUGAAUGGGGGAUGUAUACAAAAAAGAAUAUUAAAGAAAAAUAAAUUAAUAAAAAAAAAAAAGAAAGGCAUCAAUUUUAUACUUGCAAAAUCUACAUUAGAAGAACUGAAUAAAUUAAAGGAGCCAUUAGAAGAAUUGAAGUAUGAACAAUCUAUCAUACAGAACAACAGUUAUUGUGCAAAGGGUGAAGAGAGAAAAAAAAAAAAAAGUAAAAUAGAAGAUUUAGAGAUUAUAGAAAAGCAAACUGACAAAACGGAGAAAGUAGAGAAGAAUACAAAAAAGGAAAAGAAAAGCGAAUUAGAAAAGAAAAACAAAUUAGAAAAGAAAUUCGAAUUAGGGAAGAAAAACAAAUUAGAAAAGAAAAACAAAUUAGAAAAGAAAAUCGAAUUAGGGAAGAAAAACAAAUUAGAAAAGAAAAACAAAUUAGAAAAGAAAAGCAAAAAAAAAAAAAAAUUGGAUGAAGAGAAUGGAAAACAAAAACAUAAGGAUAAAACGAAUGUGGAGAAGACCAACGCAGAGAAUAAAUUGGAAAGUGAAACAACAGGAAAAAUUAAAAGUGUUUUGGUAAAAAAAACAAUUUUAAAAAAAGGAAAAACAAAAUCCCAUGUACCCAAAAAAGUACAUUUUAAUUUAAAUAAGAAUACAAUUGAAUAUAUUCCACGUGUCAAAAAAAGAAGACUUAACACAUACCUCUUUUUCGAGAAUUUCCAAAAGUUCUUUAAUAUUCCUUCAUUUUUAUAG